Entrophospora sp. SA101 is the source of this 1035-nucleotide messenger RNA. The record is from the annotation of a GenBank genome assembly. Lineage: Eukaryota; Fungi; Glomeromycota; Glomeromycetes; Entrophosporales; Entrophosporaceae.
AUGGCAUUUCAAGGAUAUUCUGUAAAACACAGUGUUGUAGAUCAAUUAGUAGAAUUUAAAGGUUCAAUUUUCCUUGGGACAAAAGUCCAUGCACCAUUAAGUAAAUAUGAGCAUGUCUAUGUCUUGCCUAUGGAGAAUGUAUUGGCUACAAAAGGAACAGGGGUCGUAACAUCGGUACCUCCAGACUCGCCGGAUGAUUAUAUCACACUUCAGGAUUUAAAGAAAAAGGCAGCAUAUUAUAAUAUUGAUCCUUUGUGGGUGGCAGAUUUUGAACCAAUACCAAUUAUUAAUACUCCAACAUAUGGUGAGUUGGCCACACCUAAAGUUUGCAAAUUGAAAAAAAUCAAUUCACAAAAGGAUCGGGCAGCUUUAACAGAUGCUAAAGAAUUGGUCUACAAAGAAGGCUUUUAUGAUGAAACUAUGCUCAUAGGUGAAUAUGCUGGGAAGACUGUUCGAGAGGCAAAAGCUUUAAUCAAAGAUUUGUUGGUUUCAAAAGGGCUUUUAUUUAUAAUGAACCUGAAGGUCUUAUUAUGUCAAGAUUAUGGUGAGACAGAAUGGAGAAAGCAAGCUGAAGAAUGUUUGAAAAAAUUAAAUACUUUUGGUCUUGAGACUAGGCAUCAGUUUGAAAAAACUUUAGCUUGGUUAAAUCAAUGGGCUUGUGCAAGAUCAUAUGGACUUGGUUCUAAAAUUCCAUGGGAUUCUCAGUAUUUAGUUGAAGAUGGCUCAAAAACUGGCCUACUUGAGAUAGAGGCAUCAGAAAUGAUGGAUGAAGUUUGGGAUUAUAUAUUUUGUGAUACACAAUACCCAACUUCAACUACUAUUUUGAAAGAAAAAAUUGACACUAUGAGAAGAGAAUUCCGAUACUUUUACCCACUGGAUCUUCGGGUUUCUGGUAAAGAUCUAAUACCAAAUCAUUUGACAUUUUUCAUAUAUAAUCAAGUCUACAUAUUUCCUGAAAAACAUUGGCCUCGUGAAAUAUAUGGUGCGGAUGCAUUAAGAAUUGGUUUGGCAGAUGCAGGUGAUUCAGUUGAGGAU